UGUCAGCCGGGGUGCAGUAGGGCGGAGGGCGGAAGCCGGAAGCCGGCUUCUUUCUGGCUCCGAUUUUGUGGUGCUUCUGACCGACUCCUCUGAACCUUAAACGAUGCUAGAGUCAUAUGUGACUCCAAUUUUAAUGAGCUAUGUGAAUCGCUACAUCAAGAACUUAAAGCCAUCAGAUCUACAGCUUUCAUUAUGGGGUGGAGACGUGGUUCUCAGCAAGCUCGAGUUAAAGUUGGAUGUGCUGGAACAGGAAUUGAAAUUACCUUUCACUUUUUUAAGUGGACAUAUUCAUGAAUUGAGGAUCCAUGUACCAUGGACAAAACUGGGUUCGGAAUCAGUGGUGAUUACCAUCAACACAAUGGAAUGCAUUUUGAAACUUAAAGAUGGAAUGCAGGAUGACCAUGAAAGCUGUGGUUCUAAUUCUACCAACCGUAGUACUACUGAGAACACAAAAUCAUCAGUAAAACCUCGAAGAAUUCAGCAGGCUGCUCCCACAGAUCCUGAUUUACCACCAGGUUACGUGCAGAGUCUGAUUAGACGAGUUGUAAAUAAUGUAAACAUUGUUAUAAAUAAUCUCAUACUAAAAUAUGUUGAAGAUGAUAUUGUUCUUUCAGUCAAUAUCACUUCUGCAGAAUGCUAUACAGUAGGUGAAUUAUGGGAUCGUGCAUUCAUGGAUAUUUCUGCAACUGAUCUGGUACUGAGAAAGGUUAUCAAUUUUUCUGACUGUACAGUUUGUCUUGAUAAACGGAAUGCUAGUGGUAAAAUCGAAUUUUAUCAGGAUCCUUUAUUGUACAAAUGUUCCUUCAGAACUCGUCUGCAUUUUACGUAUGAUAACCUAAAUUCCAAGAUGCCAUCUGUUAUUAAAAUUCAUACUUUAGUAGAGAGUUUGAAGCUUUCUAUCACAGAUCAACAACUGCCUAUGUUUAUCCGUAUAAUGCAACUUGGGAUUGCUCUUUACUAUGGAGAAAUAGGCAAUUUUAAAGAUGGAGAAACGGAAGAUUCUACCUGUCAAAAUAAAGAUACGUUAGGAAACUUUACAGGUGUUGGAGAUGAAACAAGAAUAGAUAUGCAGUAUAAAGGCCAAGAGUUGUAUUCACAGCAAGAGGAUGAACAACCACAGGGAUGGGUAUCAUGGGCCUGGUCCUUUGUGCCUGCAAUUGUGAGUUAUGAUGAUGGUGAGGAAGACUACCUUGGGAUUGAUUCUCCGUCAACCACGCAACAGCAAAAAGCACAGACUUUGAAGGAUCCUAUUGUUUCUAUAGGAUUUUAUUGUACAAAGGCAACUGUGACUUUCAAACUCACUGAAAUGCAAGCUGAGAGUAGUUAUUACAGCCCUCAGAAAGUAAAGUCUAAAGAAAUAUUGUGUUGGGAACAAGAAGGAACUACAGUCGAGGCCCUAAUGAUGGGAGAGCCUUUCUUUGAUUGCCAGAUUGGUUUUGUAGGUUGUAGAGCCAUAUGCCUUAAAGGAAUUAUGGGUGUUAAAGAUUUUGAAGAGAAUAUGAAUAGAAGUGAAACCGAAGCCUGUUUUUUCAUUUGUGGUGAAAACUUAAGUAUGAAAGGUUUGACAUACCUUACAAAUUCAUUGUUUGAUUACCGAAGCCCAGAAAAUAAUGGUACUCGUGCAGAAUUUAUCUUGGACGGAGCUCAUCAUAAGGAGACAUAUACUGAGAUAGCUGGAAUGCAAAGAUUUGGAGCUUUCUACAUGGAUUACCUGUAUACAAUGGAGAACACCAGUGGCAAAGGUUCUGCAAAUCAACAAGAUGUUUCUUCAGGAAAAAGUGAAGAUUUGGGCAUAGUUCAGGAGAAAUCUACCAAAAGCCUUGUUAUUGGUCCUCUUGAUUUUCGCUUGGAUAGCAGUGCGGUACAUAGAAUUUUGAAAAUGAUUGUUUGUGCCUUGGAACACGAAUAUGAACCAUAUAGCAGGCUAAAACCAGAUAUUAAGGAUGAAAGUGAAAUAAUACUGAAUCCAGAAGAAAUGGCAUCUUUGGAAGAAUAUAUUCCUACUCGACAUACAAGUAUUACUCUUCUCAAAUGUACUUGCACAAUUUUCAUGGCUGAAUUCAACUUGCUGGAUCAAUUGCUGCCUGUCAUUAUGGGAGAAAAGAACUCAAGUAACUUCAUGAAUACUGCAAACUUCCAAUCUCUUCGGCCUUUGCCAUCUAUUCAGAUAUUGGUGGAUAAAAUUAAUCUGGAACAUUCUGUGCCGAUGUAUGCUGAACAUUUGGUGCACGUGGUCAGCAGCCUUACUCAGCCUUCUGAUAAUCUGCUUCAUUAUUGCUAUGCACACUGCUACCUUAAGAUAUUUGGUUUCCAGGCAGGACUGACAUCUUUGGAUUGUAGGGGAUCUUACUGCUUACCUGUACCGAUUAUUCCCUCUUUCAGCACUGCCCUUUAUGGUAAACUUCUGAAACUACCCACAUGCUGGACCAAAAGAUCUCAGAUUGCUAUAAGUGAAGGUAUAUUUGAACUUCCAAAUCUCACAAUUCAAUCUACAAGAGCCCAGACACUGCUCCUGCAAGCAAUAUAUGAAAGUUGGUCUCAUAUUGGAAAUGUCAGCUCUUCAGUAGUGAAUGAAGCGUUGAUGAAUGAAGUUUUCCAAACUAUAGGUGUGAAAUCUAAGAAUCCCCUGCCAACUCUUGAGGGCUCAAUCCAGAAUGUUGAAUUGAAGUACUGCAGCACAUCAUUGGUCAAAUGCGCCUCUGGGACCAUGGGAUCAAUAAAAAUUUGUGCCAAAGCCCCAGGUGACAGUGGAAAAGAGAAGUUGAUUCCAUUGCUUCAAGGUCCUUCUGACACUAAAGAUCUUCACAGCAGCAAGUGGCUCAAUGAGAGUAGAAAACCAGAGUCUCUCUUAGCUCCAGAUUUGAUAGCCUUCACAGUCCAAGUUCCUCAGUAUAUGGACUACUGCCAUAAUUCUGGUGCAGUACUUCUCUGUAGUAUACAAGGACUAGCAGUUAAUGUUGAUCCAGUCUUAUACACCUGGCUCAUUUAUCAGCCUCAGAAACGAACCAGUAGACAUAUGCAGCAGCAGCCCAUGAUAGCUGUUUCUCUUGUUAUGCCAAUUAACAAAAGGAAAGAAGAUGAGAUGUCUGUUGGAAGUGCGCCCUUGGCAAAGCAGCAGUCAUGUCAGGCCUCUGAGUAUGCCAGCAGCCCAAUAAAAACAAGAACAAUGACAGAAUCUAGACCGUUGUCAGUUCCUGUGAAAGCCAUGCUGAAUAUAUCCGAAGGCUGUAGAAGUGCUGAAGAAAGAAUGAAAGAAUUUAUUGGAGCGGUAUGGAAUGCAGUAAAGAGACUCACACUGCAGCUUGAAGUACAAUCUUGUUGUGUAUUCAUUCCAAAUGAUAGCCUGCCUUCCCCAAGUACAAUUGUAUCUGGUGACAUUCCUGGAACAGUAAGAAGUUGGUACCAUGGACAGACCAUGCCAGGAACACUUGUUCUCUGCCUGCCUCAAAUAAAGAUUAUUAGUGCUGGCCACAAGUAUAUGGACCCUCUGCAGGAGAUUCCAUUUGUUAUCCCACGACCCAUCCUUGAAGAAGGUGAUGCUUUUCCUUGGACUGUCAGCUUGCAUCAUUUCAGCAUAUAUACCCUUUUUGGAAAGCAAGUGACACUUUGCCUAGUGGAACCUAUGGGUUGUACCUCUACUCUAGCCGUUACAUCUCAAAAACUACUUGCUGCAGGACCUGAUAUGAGACAUUCAUUUGUUGUCUGCCUCCAUGUUGACCUAGAGUCACUUGAGAUAAAAUGCUCGAACCCCCAGGUGCAGCUCUUAUAUGAGUUAACUGAUAUCAUGAAUAAAGUCUGGAAUAAAAUUCAAAAGAGAGGCAACCUCAGUCCUUCAGCCUGUCCAGAGACCAUGGCAGGGCCUGUUCCUAGUUCUCCAGUUAGAAGUAGUGUAGGCACAGCUCCUCCAGAUACCAGCACAUGCAGCCCAUCUGCUGACAUUGGAACUACUACUGAGGGAGAUUCUGUACAAGCAGGUGAUGAUUCACUAUUCUCAGAUUCUGUUACCUUGGAACAAACUACAAAUAACAUUGGUGGAUCCAGUGGACGUGUUAGUCUGUGGAUGCAGUGGGUGCUCCCCAAAAUUACUAUAAAGCUCUUUGCUCCAGAUCCUGAAAAUAAAGGCACAGAGCUUUGUAUGGUCAGCGAACUAGAAGAUCUCAGUGCUUCCAUAGAUGUCCAGGACGUGUAUACCAAAGUGAAAUGUAAAAUAGAAAGUUUCAAUGUUGAUCACUAUAGAAGCAGCCUUGGGGAAGAGUGUUGGUCUCUGGGGCAAUGUGGAGGUGUCUUCCUUUCCUGUACUGACAAGCUGAACAGACGCACCUUGUUGGUUCGACCCGUCAGCAAGCAGGACCCUUUCAGUAAUUGCUCUGGCUUCUUUCCUUCUACAACAGCAAAACUUCUAGAUGGCUCUCACCAGCAGCAUGGAUUCCUCUCUUUGACAUAUACAAAAGCGGUAACAAAAAAUGUCCGUCACAAGUUAAUAUCAAGAAAUGAGCGAAGAAGUUUUCAUAAGUUAUCUGAAAGUUUUACGGAUGGUUCUCCUCAUUUUCUUCAUGAAAUUCUUCUUUCAGCACAAGCUUUUGAUAUUGUCCUUUGUUUUCCUUUACUUAAUGCCAUUGCAAGUAUAUUUCAAGCAAAAUUACCAAGGACCCAAAAAGAGAAAAGAAAAUCUCCUGGUCAGCCUAUGAGGACCCAUACACUAACUUCGCGCAAUUUACCUCUGAUUUAUAUCAACACAAGUGUAAUCAGAAUUUUUGUUCCAAAAACAGAAGAAAUGCAACCACGUAUUGAAGUCAAUCAGGCAGCAAAAGAAGACACCAUGGUUUUGAAGAUUGGCUCUGUUGCUAUGGCUCCCCAGGCUGACAAUCCUCUUGGCAGAUCUGUCCUCAGGAAGGAUAUUUACCAGAGAGCCUUGAACUUAGGAAUUCUUCGAGACCCUGGAUCAGAAAUUGAAGAUAGACAAUACCAAAUAGACCUGCAGUCUAUCAAUAUUGGUACUGCACAGUGGGAGCAACUAAAACCGGAGAAGGAAAGUGGCACAGGUGGGGCGCAAACUGAGAGUGAAAGAAAUUCUCAAAAUCCAGCCCUGGAGUGGAAUAUGGCCAGCAGCAUACGGCGGCAUCAAGAAAGAAGAGCAAUUUUGACUCCCAUUUUAACAGAUUUUUCUGUCCGAAUAACUGGUGCACCUGCCAUCAUUUUCACCAAAAUAAUUUCUCCAGAAAAUAUGCAUACUGAGGAGAUUUUAGUGUGUGGCCAUUCCUUGGAAGUGAAUAUAACCACAAACUUGGACUUCUUCCUAAGUGUGGCUCAAGUUCAACUCUUACAUCAGUUAAUAGUAGCAAAUAUGACUGGACUGGAACCAUCAAGCAAGGCCACAGAGAUCUCUAAGCAAGAACAGAAAAAAAUGGAUACAUUUGAUGGAAGCAUGGCUGAAACCUCAUCGCGGUACAGUGGUGCUCAGGAUAGUGGAAUUGGCAGUGACAGUGUUAAAAUCAGAAUAGUACAAAUAGAACAACACAGUGGUACUAGUCAGCAUCGCAUUGCCCGUCCCUCACGCCAGUCAUCAAUUGUAAAAAAUCUAAAUUUUAUUCCCUUUGACAUAUUUAUUACUGCAAGUAGAAUCUCACUAAUGACCUACUCUUGUACAACCUUACCCAAAUUGAAAUCUCAAGAACAAAAGGAUAACGAUAAAACAGGCAAGUGUACAUUAAAUCUCUCAGAAGUUGAUUCAGAUGUUGCUAAGCCCAGUGAGGCAUGUAUUUCCACAGUAACAGCAGAAGAUCUCUUGAACAGCAGCAUAUCUUUUCCUUCAGGGAAAAAAAUAGGGGCCAUUUCUCUUGAAAGUCUUCACGCAUCUACAAGGUCAUCUGCUAGACAAGCGCUUGGUAUUACUAUCGUUCGGCAGCCUGGACGAAGAGGAACUGGUGAUAUGCAGCUAGAACCUUUUUUGUACUUGAUUGUCUCCCAGCCUUCUUUGCUUCUGAGUUGUCACCACAGAAAGCAACGAGUGGAAGUGACUAUUUUUGAUGCUGUGCUUAAAGGAGUGGCCUCUGAUUACAAGUGUACAGAUCCUGGGAAGACUCUGCCUGAAGCCCUUGAUUACUGCACAGUUUGGCUGCAGACGGUGCCUGGAGAAAUAGACAGCAAAAGUGGUAUUCCACCUUCCCUUGUAAUGCUACAGAUUAAAGACUUUCUUAAUGGACCAGCAGAUAUCAACUUGGAUAUAUCAAAGCCUUUGAAAGCAAACCUGAGUUUUACCAAGCUGGAUCAGAUAAACCAUUUUUUAAAGAAGAUCAAAAGUGCACGCCACAAAGAGACUUCAGCCCUGUCGCACACCAUGCUGCAUAAAGAUGAGCCUCCAGCCUCCAAGUGUUACCGUGGAAAGUUGUCUAAACCUCAAGUUCAUGGUGAUGGAGCACAAAAGGUUCCAUUCCAGGAAAACAUGUGGAGAACUGUUUCCUGCUUUCAAAAAAUUUCUGUCCAUACGACUCAGAUUGUGGUCUCUGUGGAAACUGUCCCCCAUCCUAAUAAACCAUGCCUGUUAGCAUCUUUAUCAACCCUCACUGGAAGCUUCAAUGUUAAAGCAGCACAGAAAGUACCUGGUGUAAUUCUUGGGUCAUCAUUUCUACUCAGUGUAAAUGAUUUUCUCCUUAAAACAAGUCUCAAAGAAAGAAGUCGAAUUUUGAUAGGACCGUGUUGUGCUACUGCCAGUCUGGAGGCUAAGUGGUGUAAGCACAGUGGCAGUCCAGGCCCCGAACUGUCCAUACCGAAGAUGUCCGUUGAUUUGAGAGGAGGUCUGCUGCAGGUUUUUUGGGGUCAAGAACAUUUGAAUUGUUUAGUUCUUCUACAUGAAUUGCUCAUUGGAUACCUCAGUGAAGAGGGCAGUUUUGAAGUGCAAGCUUCUGAACCAGUGCCGCGUGUGCCGUCUCCGGUGGGAAAGAAUCAGAUGUUUAAAAGUGAACAAAGCUCAGAUGACCUGCGGACAGGUCUAUUUCAGUAUAUACGAGAUGCUGAACCUUCGAAAAUGCCUGGUGUCUAUGAAGUCUUAUUUUACAACGAAACCGAAGAUAGCCCAGGUACAAUGUUAUGGAGAUACCCAGAACCUAGAGUGCUCACCCUCGUACGAAUAACUCCUGUGCCCUUCAACACCACAGAGGACCCAGACAUUAGCACAGCAGACCUUGGUGAUAUGCUACAGAUUCCUUGUAGUUUGGAAUACUGGGAUGAACUCCAGAAGACUUUUGUCACAUUUCAAGAAUUUUAUCUAUCCGAAAGCAAAGUUUGUGAACUGCAGUUGCCAGAUAUCAAUCUUGUGAAUGACCAGAAGAAACUGGUAUCCUCAGAUCUUUGGAGAAUUGUCUUGAACGGCAGUCAAAAUGGAGCUGAUGACCAAAGCUCUGCAAGUGAAUCUGGUUCUCAAAGCACUUGUGACCAGCUUGUAACUCCAACAGCCCUGGCUGCCUGUACCAGAGUCGACUCCUGUUUUACUCCAUGGUUUGUCCCAUCUCUUUGCAUUUCCUUCCAAUUUGCCCACCUGGAGUUCCAUCUUUGUCAUCACCUGGAUCAACUAGGCACAGCUCCACCGCGAUACCUACAGCCAUUUGUUUCUGAUAAAAAUGUGCCGUCUGAACUAGAAUACAUGAUCAUUUCCUUCAAAGAACCACACAUGUAUCUUCGACAGUGGAACAAUAGUUCUGUCUGUCAGGAGAUCCAGUUCUCAGCUCAAGCAGACUGUAAACUUCUAGAGUGCAGAAAUGUUACAAUGCAAAGCAUGGUGAAACCUUUCGGCAUCUUUGGGCAGAUUGCGGUUUCCAGCGAUGCCGUAGAAAAGCUACUUGACUGCACCAUCAUAGUUGAUUCUAUAUUUGUAAACUUUGGGCAACACGCAGUUCAUUCUCUAAACACCGCAAUACAAGCUUGGCAACAGAACAAAUGCCCUGAGGUAGAGGAGUUGGUCUUCAGCCAUUUUGUGAUCUGUAAUGACACACAGGAGACACUGCGGUUUGGCCAGGUGGAUACUGAUGAAAAUAUUCUGCUGGCGAGUCUCCAUAGUCACCAGUACAGCUGGCGCUCUCACAAAUCCCCACAGCUGUUGCACAUCUGUAUUGAAGGUUGGGGCAAUUGGCGUUGGUCAGAGCCCAUCAGUGUGGACCAUGCUGGGACUUUUAUCAGAACUAUUCAGUACAAGGGUCGAACUGCUUCACUCAUCAUCAAGGUUCAACAACUCAGUGGAGUGCAAAAACAGAUUAUCAUCUGUGGAAGACAGAUCAUCUGUAGUUACUUGUCUCAAAGCAUAGAACUAAAAGUCGUUCAGCAUUACAUCGGUCAAGAUGGACAAGCUGUGGUUCGAGAACAUUUUGACUGCCUCACAGCCAAACAGAAAUUGCCUUCGUACAUCCUAGAAAACAGUGAACUGACAGAGUUGUGUGUGAAGGCCAAAGGAGAUGAAGACUGGUCAAGAGACGUGUGCCUGGACUCCAAGGCCCCUGAGUACAGCAUUGUCAUUCAGGUGCCAUCUUCAAACAGUUCCAUUAUUUAUGUCUGGUGCACAGUUUUGACUUUAGAACCCAACUCUCAAGUGCAACAACGAAUAAUUGUGUUCAGCCCUCUCUUUAUCAUGAGGAGUCAUCUCCCAGACCCCAUUAUCAUACAUUUGGAGAAAAGGAGUCUGGGAUUGAGUGAAACACAAGUUAUUCCAGGAAAGGGGCAGGAAAAACCACUGCAAAACAUAGAACCUGACCUUGUACAUCACCUAACAUUUCAAGCAAGAGAAGAAGAUGAUCCUUCACAUUAUGCUGUUCCUAUCUCAACAUCCCUCAUUAAGCAAAUAGCCACUAAGAUACACCCUGGAGGCACAGUUAGUCAGAUCCUUGACGAAUUCUACGGGCCGGAAAAGUCUCUUCAACCCAUGUGGCCCUAUAAUAAAAAGGAUUCUGACAGGAAUGAACAGCUGAGUCAGUGGGAUAGCCCAAUGCAAGUGAAGCUGUCAGUCUGGAAGCCAUAUGUUAGAACCUUGUUGAUAGAACUUCUACCCUGGGCCCUGCUUAUCAAUCAAUCCAAGUGGGACCUCUGGCUGUUUGAAGGAGAGAAGAUUGUUCUACAGGUUCCUGCUGGCAAAAUUAUUAUCCCUCCUAAUUUUCAGGAAGCUUUUCAAAUUGGAAUAUACUGGGCAAAUACAAAUACUGUGCACAAGUCAGUAGCAAUUAAACUGGUUCAUAACCUGACAUCUCCAAAGUGGAAAGAUGGAGGUAAUGGUGAAGUUGUAUCAUUGGAUGAAGAAGGGUUUGUUGAUGCUGAAAUAAGACUCGGUGCCUUCCCAGGACAUCAGAAGUUAUGUCAGUUCUGCAUCUCCUCCAUGGUACAGCAAGGUAUACAAAUUAUUCAGAUUGAAGACAAGACUACAAUAAUCAAUAAUACACCAUAUCAAAUAUUUUAUAAACCACAGUUAUCUGUCUCCAAACCCCAUUCUGGAAAGGAGUAUUUUCAUGUUCCAGACAGUGCCACUUUCAGCAUUUGCCCAGGUGACGAGCAGCCUGCUGUGAAAUCCAGCUCCCUUCCUUGCUGGGACUUAAUGCCUGACAUCAGUCAGUCAGCACUAGAUGCAUCUCUGCUACAGAAACAGCUCUCGCUGGCCUUUUCUCCUGCCGCAGGUGCCGACAGCUCACAGUGCUGGAGCCUGCCAGCUGUAGUUCGACAAGAGUUUCCCAGACAGAGUGUGGCAGUGCCC
Messenger RNA from Pteropus alecto (black flying fox), 9727 nucleotides. RefSeq names its product vacuolar protein sorting 13 homolog B (gene VPS13B). The transcript is spliced from 52 exons. Lineage: Eukaryota; Metazoa; Chordata; Mammalia; Chiroptera; Pteropodidae. The annotation marks the transcript as partial. The record is from RefSeq and is a predicted model, not a curated record.